Molecule: messenger RNA, 3212 nt
Organism: Syngnathoides biaculeatus (alligator pipefish)
Lineage: Eukaryota; Metazoa; Chordata; Actinopteri; Syngnathiformes; Syngnathidae
Product: doublecortin domain-containing protein 2-like
Exons: 9
Coding region: 225-2054 (609 amino acids)
Biological process (GO): dendrite morphogenesis; intracellular signal transduction; regulation of cilium assembly
Cellular component (GO): axoneme; microtubule organizing center; kinocilium
Source: RefSeq, a predicted model, not a curated record
GCGCGUUUGGGCUCCGCGGCGGCGCACGCAGCUCGCUCGCUCUCUUGCAGGAAGCGGACAUGACUUGCUUUUCUGUUCUUUUUGCAUUUUUCAAUCAUUUGACACCACCGUGUGGCCAAAAUGGAAUUCUGAUGAAGCUUUUCUGAUGGCAUGUAAUUUCUUAUCGCGCAUCUUUUGCUCCAAUCAGACUUGAUCGGAAAUAAAAGGACUUUUUACGCACAAGGAUGGGUUCGGAGAGGCCGAACUUUCUCUCCCAACCGGUGGUGAAGAACAUUUUCAUGUUCCGCAACGGUGACCCGUACUACGAAGCCCGCAGACUCGUGAUUAACCAGAAGAGAGUGAGCAACUUUGAGAUUUUGCUGAGGGAGGUGACGGGGGGCAUCCAGGCGCCCUUUGGAGCCGUCAGGAACAUCUACACCCCAAAGGGGGGACAUAAAGUGGACUGCCUGGACAAACUGCAGAGCGGGGAGCACUACGUGGCUGCGGGGAGAGAGAGAUUUAAAAAGUUAGAUUAUUCACAGAUCAGCUCUAGAAAGCGAAGGCUCUUACAGUCGCUUCCGCUGCAGGCCAAACCACUUCCCCCAAAUCGAAUUUCUGUCUCUGCUCGGUUCUUGAAACCGAUUAAGGAGCCAUGUCCAAUAUUUGUGGUGGCAAACGGGGACGCUCUGAACCCAGCAAUAAGGCUGCUCAUCCACCAGAGGUUGCUGUGCCAGUUUGAGAGGAUCCUCGAGAUGAUCACAGACAAAAUGGGUUUGAGAGUCCUCGGCGGCGUGAGAAGUCUUUACACUUAUGAAGGCCAGCAGGUGACCGACGGCACUCAGCUGGAGAGCGGCCAGCUUUACGUGGCCGUGGGCAGGGAGAGAUUUAAGAAGCUCUCCUACACCGACCUGCUGUUCAGCAAACCUCGAGGGGCACGGCGGGUCAACGGGAUGAAAAUGGGCACUCUGCCACCAAUCAACAGAUCUCCAAAGCAAAAUGGAAAUAGAAAGUCGCUGGUCCGAAGCACUGAGAGUGGGGACGGCGAGUCAAAGGCCUCGCCUCCAAACCACAACGGCGGCCAGAGGGAGCCCCUGUCCUCCGUCGUCAGGGAGAUUUCUCAAGCCAGACUCCUCUCUCUUCGGUUGAAGAGAAGUGGACAGAGCAUGACCCUCUGUGACAAUGAUGAUGUAGAUUCCAAAACUGAUGAUGGAAAUGCUGAUGUUAAAUCUCCAAACCAGUCAACUGAAGAGGACCUUCCUUCAUAUGAUACCAAAUCAUCAGAGGAGAAUGGCGAAAAGGCUGAGGAGAAGGACGAAAACACAACCGAAAAUGACACUUCAGUCAGCCAAGAAGAAAAAACAGAUAGGGAGACACAGAGUGGCACAAAAGGAGGUGCAGAAGAGGAAAAUGAAGCGGCAAAGAAUGAAGAUGAGUGUGAAGCAACAGCAAAGUCUGAUGAGCAGGCAGAGGAGAUAAAAGAAGUGAAAGACGAACUCGAGGAUGAAAGUAAGGCGGCCUCAGAUGAGAAUAGAGUGAUGUCAGAUGAGAGUGAGGAGAAGAAGGUUGCAGAUGAGAGUGAGGCAGCAGCAAACGAGGACACGACUUCAUAUGGACAGAAGGAGAACCCCGAUGAGUGUGAGGAGGAAGUCGCUAAUGAAAGUAAAGACGAGGUUCCCGAUGGCAGCAGCAACGGGCUCGCAGAUAACGUUCCGUCCGAGAGGGAGGAUGACGGUGAGAGCAAGGAUCAGGAGACCAACGAGAGGAAGGAGGAAGUGGGAGAUGAGGUUGCCAGUGAGAGUAAGAAUGAGCAUGUCGCCGAGUGUACAAGUGAGAGGACGGAUGAAGGUGCCAAUGAGAAAAAGGACGAGGUUGCCAAUGGGUGCAGGGAGGAACUUCAUGACAAGGGUCCAGACGAGAGCAACCAAGAGGUUUCAAAUGAGAGUAGGGAGGAGAAUCCAGCUCAGAAUAAUUCAGUUACAUCUUCUGCAGGUGACCACGAAACUGGGCAGUCACAUAACAUAAAUGGAGAUGCCGAGGAAGAGCACGCUGGUAAUGAACAGAAAGAAAGCCAGUGAUCAAGUAAGGAUUUAAUUAGAUAGGUAGACCAGAGAAAGGAUGAUAGGAGGACCAACAUUUUGGGAACAGAGCUGCAGACCAAAUCGAAAUCUCAAGAUUCCACAUCAUGGAGAGAUAAAAGUGCAUGAAUCUUUGGGAUUGACAUAAAACCAGUCAGGAAAAGCAGGACAAGUAACAAAAGACAGGUUAGUUGGAUGAAAGGAUUCAACAUUUUACAAGAAUAUUAACAAUAAACAAAAAAAACAAAACAAAAAAUCACAAGGUCUUGGAGUAGUGUAUGUAAUGUAUUCUCUUUCAAACCAUAAAACCAGCUUGUCUAUUUUUGGCCCAAUGUGAUUCUGUGAACAACGACUGUAAAAAUUAACGCUCGGUUGGAUUUUUAACCUGUUUGCCACAGUGGACUGCAUUGGGUCAGUCACCAACUGUUACUUCCCCUGGAGAACGACUACAACAAAAGCUCUGGGAUAGAGCUUCAAGAGAGUGAAAAGAGCAUUUAAGGUUUUGAGACCCAACAAAUUCAAGGUUUGAAGUGAUUUCCAAAUGAUGAAAAGCUCCACUGCUUACAUUUGUGCCACCGUCGUUUUCCAGACUGAGCAGUGAGACUCCCGAGUGCCUUGGUUUGUGUUUUUGUGUACAUUGUACAGUACGUGAUUUGGUUUUGUAUUUUGUUCUUGUCUUGCUGGUUAGGCUUUUGCUCCCCCUGUUCUGGUUAGCCCCAUUCCUUGUGGCUACCAAUCGGCUCUUCCGGCCACUUGUGUCUUGUUCAGGGGUGCCUCGUUGUCUGCUUGCUCAGCUUGUACUUUAAUUGGCUGGUUUCUUUCCGUCUGUGUCUGUUCAUUGAUGUGGUGAGAAGAGUACGUUGUGCUGUUUCCUUUUUAUUCCCCAAAUAAUCUUGCUUUUUUUUUUUUUUUUUGUUACUUUGAGCAUUGUUUUUCUAGACUUUGGUGAUUUGUGUUAUUAUUUUAUUGGAUUCCCUGCUUGGCUUAUUUUUUUCAUUUUAGAAAUUAAAAUGUUUUUUUUCCCCCUGCAGUUUUUUGCCUCAACCAUGGAAAUCUUCAUUUGUGACAUGAGUGCAUUCAAAUGAGGAAAGAGUUUUCACAUUUGGACAUCGUUGUAGUGGUUUUACAAGUACAUUUUGGCAAAUAUGUUUUUUUAAA